Messenger RNA from Podospora anserina S mat+, 1806 nucleotides. RefSeq lists its product as uncharacterized. NCBI's taxonomy places the organism in Eukaryota, Fungi, Ascomycota, Sordariomycetes, Sordariales, Podosporaceae. The transcript is spliced from 8 exons. Gene Ontology annotation, molecular function: hydrolase activity, hydrolyzing O-glycosyl compounds. Gene Ontology annotation, biological process: carbohydrate metabolic process. The record is from RefSeq and is a predicted model, not a curated record. The coding region runs from base 1 to 1806 and encodes 601 amino acids.
AUGAGACAUUUCUCAGAGAGAUGGACAACGUUGAAGUUGGUUACCAUGAAGUCACUCUUAUUACUGGGCUUGUCAGCCCGUCUCUCAGCUUCGUUGGGUCACGCGGCCAACUCCACCAUCUACAACCCGAUAUUCCCGGGCUUCUAUCCGGAUCCAAGUUGUAUCUUUGUCCCUGAGUGGGAUGAUACCUUUUUUUGUGCUUCGUCGAGCUUCAAUGCCUUUCCAGGAAUUCCUAUUCACGCGAGCAAGGACCUGCAGAACUGGCAGCUGAUUGGGCAUGUGCUGAACCGCAAGGAGCAACUCCCCAGGCUGGCGGAGACGAAUAGAUCAACCAGUGGCAUUUGGGCACCGACCAUCAGAUUUCAUGAUGACACUUUUUGGCUUGUCACGACACUGGUAGAUGAUGACCGCCCUCAGGCAGAUUUUACCAGAUGGGAUAACAUUAUCUUCAAGGGCAAGGAUCCGUACGACCCAGCCUCGUGGUCGAAUGCCAUCCACUUCAAUCUUACUGGUUACGAUCCUGAGCCUUUUUGGGAUGUGGAUGGAAAGGCUUACAUCAACGCCGCCCACGCAUGGCAAGUUGGACCUUACAUUGAACAAGCGGAAGUCAACCUUGACACAGGAGAAGUUGGCGAAUGGAACGUCAUAUGGAACGGAACCGGCGGCCUUGCCCCUGAAGGACCGCAUAUCUACCACAAGGAUGGAUGGUAUUAUCUCCUGGCUGCAGAGGGUGGAACUGGUGUUAACCACAUGGUCACGAUGGCUCGCUCAAAGAAUGUUUCUGGACCCUACGAGUCAUAUGUGAACAACCCGGUCUUGUCCAAUGCCAAUACCUCAAGUCUUUUCCAAACCGUAGGCCAUGCGGAUCUCUUUCAUGAUGGCAAUGGAAACUGGUGGGGUGUUGCUUUGUCCACUCGCUCAGGUCCUGAAUACAUACACUAUCCCAUGGGACGGGAAACCAUCAUGACGGCUGUAUCCUGGCCCGAGGGAGAGUACCCAGUUUGGACACCCAUCAGCGGUGAAGUGAGCGGUUGGCCUCUGCCGCCUGCGGCACUGGAUAUCAAAGGGGUGGGGCCAUUUGUCAACCAUCCGACACCCGAGAUUCUCACCUUCUCCAACGAUACCGCUCUCCCAGCCCACAUCACGCACUGGCGUUACCCCAAUCCAUCCUCCUUUACCAUCUCGCCGCCUGAGAAGCCAAACACUCUGCGAAUCAACCCUUCGAACAUCAACCUGACCGCUCUGAAUGGGAAUUACGCCGGCCCAGGUGGUCAGAGCUUCAUCUCGCGCCGACAGCAAGACACCCUUUUCACUUUCUCCGUCGACCUUGACUUUUCUCCCACAGUCAUCGAAGAAGAAGCCGGUGUAUCUGCUUUCUUGACACAGAACCACCAUCUCGACAUUGGGAUCGUGCUGCUGCCUCCAAGUGCCAGCACUGCGACUCUCUUGCCGGGACAGCCCGCGGGACAAGAAGAGGAGGCUCUGAUUCCGCAGAUCAGGUUCAGGGGGGAAUCCUACGUGCCUGUUCCGAAGCCCAUCAUUGCCCCUGUGCCCAAGGCUUGGAGAGAUGGAAAACUGAGGCUGGAGAUCAAGGCUGCGAAUAGGACUCAUUACAGCUUCAGUGUUGGGCCAGCGGGGAGACAGAGCUUGAUGCAGACGUUGUUGUAUGCGAGUAAUGAGCCUGUUAGUUGGGGUUUUACUGGGGUGCUCCUUGGCGUGUAUGCCACGAAUAACGGGAGAAAUGGGACGACACCGGCAUAUGUCUCGAACUGGCAGUAUCUGCCUCAGGGGCAGUUCAGAGACUAA